Messenger RNA from Aspergillus puulaauensis, 2325 nucleotides. RefSeq names its product LIM domain-containing protein. The coding region runs from base 1 to 2325 and encodes 774 amino acids. The record is from RefSeq and is a predicted model, not a curated record. The transcript has 3 exons. Gene Ontology annotation, cellular component: actin filament; cytoplasm. Gene Ontology annotation, molecular function: actin binding; microtubule binding. NCBI's taxonomy places the organism in Eukaryota, Fungi, Ascomycota, Eurotiomycetes, Eurotiales, Aspergillaceae. Gene Ontology annotation, biological process: actin filament polymerization.
AUGGCAGGAGGUGGUAUGAUGAUAAAGUGCUCCGACUGUGGGAGCAAUGUAGAUAUCCUUGCGAUGGGAGACCAUGUCUGCGGUACAUCGCGAACACCAUCUCCUCCCCCGCCUGCACCUCCUCCCAAGUCGGAAUUUCGGAGACCAACAUUGGGAGCAGAGGAUGCCUGGUCCAUCAAAAACGGGCGAGCAGGACCGCCGUCACAUAUCGAUCCUUUUAGAGCUAACCAGCCGUUUCUCCAACCUAAUGGUGGGCAAGACGGCAAUAAUUCUCUUUUCCCAUCUCCUCUUUCACCCUCUCCUCUUUCACCAUCUCCGGGGUCGCGGUCACCGCUGCGCACUUCGCCCCUCCCUCAACCCCCUAGUACAGCAAGCAGCAACGGCGAGAGUUUCCCUAGCUUCCCUCUGCCUCGAUCGAUGUCCGGGCGGCGGGUUAACGGGAUGGCAUUCAAGGAUGCCAUUUCGGCACCAUUAGCCACUUCUCCUGCAUAUGCAGAUGCAAUGAACAGGGAUGUUGAUCAACCUCCUCACAGUGCGCAUUUGCCAUUCGAGGACCAACCACCACCACCACCACUACCGAAGGAUAACGCAUACUUCCAUCAACACAAUGCUUCAAUAGAGAGUAAAAGCAGCUAUAGAACCUCUCUGGCGAGCACCAGGUACGGCGAUCGAAAUUCAAAAAGAUCAACAGCAAUCUCAAGCCGGUCGUUUGGAAGUGUGGCGUUGGCUGGGUACAGAUAUGAGGAAGACAUCCCCCCUAUUCCGCAAUCUCCUCCAAACCUGUUCCACCAGUCAGUUUUCUCGGAUUCGUCAAUGUCAGACACGUCCUUUAGGCGGGAUGGCAAACACGACGUUCACAGUGGUUUCGAUUUCGGACCAGGGUAUCUCGACAAACCAGCAGCGAGCCCUCUACGUGCAUCAUCAAAUGCGGACUCGGAACGUUUAAGUGGUUCUCGUGGAUCCGGCGGGCUAUUCUAUCACAGCCCUUCGGAGAGCACCUAUGGGCCUCCAGUGGAUUUGGCUAACGAAGCGGAACGAUCAGUAUCGCCAACCGGAUCUAACAAGACCGACUACAAGGUUUUCAAGCCCUCGGCGUCGGACUAUUUACAGCCAACUCUGCCAGAACAGAAUGAACAACACGAAAUUCCUAGGAAAAAGUCGGAUGCUAGUAGCGAAAGUGCCAUUUCAGUGUCCAAUUUCGCUCGUGCCCUUGGUCUCGACAUUUCCGACGAGGCCGUGGAGGAUUCGACAGCGUCUUCUGACUCUUCACCUUCAGAAACUAGAAGCGGCACCUCGCUAUCUAGCGUUCAAUCGGACGUGAGCUCGUCCAGGCGAAAGCCCUCCGAUCUGCCUGCUCUCGGCCCAGUCGUUGAGGAACCUUCGAAAGAAUCUCCGGCGAAAUCAGAAGAUUUCCUGGAUGAAGCCCACCACACGCAAAGUCCCAUGACUCUCGAACCCCCCCGCAUCCCCGAAUUUUUCUCCAGCCCUGACUCCCCAACAGACCCAAGCCUUGGAAAGGGUGGGCUGUCUCUUAUUCCCGAAGUGCCUAAUGACUCGGAAGACAUGGAAGAGCCCAAACCACUAGCACGAUCCGAAACGCAAUCUUCGACCCGUCCACAACAAGGAGGAAAGCCACGAGGACCCUGUCGAGGCUGCGGCGAGGUAAUUCUAGGCAAGUCCAUCUCAUCGGCCGACGGCCGUCUGACAGGCCGCUACCACCGCGGAUGCUUCGUCUGCUUCCAGUGCGGCUCAGCGUUCACAACAAACGACUUCUACGUCCUCCGCGAUCGCCCCUACUGCGCACAGCACUACCACGAAAACAACGGCUCCCUCUGCGCCGGUUGCCGCUCUGGUAUCGAAGGCGAAUACCUCGAAACAAACGAACGCACCGGCCCCGGCCCCGCCGACCGCCAGAAAUUCCACCUCGACUGCCUGCGCUGCCGCACCUGCAACAUCGAUCUCCACGGCGAAUACUUCGAAUGGAACGGCUUCGUCUACUGCGAGCGUGACGCCCGCCGCGCCGCCGCCUCAGUCUCCCCAAAUCGCUUCCGCCGUCCAACCAUGCCCUCCUCCCCUCUCGCUCCUCCAGGCAUGAUGCCUCCUCCAGGCCGCGGACGACCACCUCCUCCAGGCUACCCCGGCCGUGGUCGUGGCCGUCCCCGCCCACCACCAGGCUCAUUCGACGGCUACGGAGCACCCGGGCCAGGACGAGGACCAUACCCACGCCCUCCACCUUCUCCAGGUCCCAACCCCAGCCACCUCGGCCCACCAGCAGGCGCACGCCGCUUCCCUGAGCGCCGAACAACCAAAUUGAUGAUGAUAUGA